Podarcis raffonei (Aeolian wall lizard) is the source of this 2736-nucleotide messenger RNA. RefSeq names its product short coiled-coil protein (gene SCOC). NCBI's taxonomy places the organism in Eukaryota, Metazoa, Chordata, Lepidosauria, Squamata, Lacertidae. The transcript has 4 exons. The coding region runs from base 136 to 501 and encodes 121 amino acids. The record is from RefSeq and is a predicted model, not a curated record. Gene Ontology annotation, cellular component: trans-Golgi network.
UUUCGUUUUUAGUGCAAGGAUCAAGUAGCCUCUGGUGGGUGGGUGGAAUCAUUAAAGAUUUAACAAGAGGAAAAUAGGAUAUGCUGCUUUCUCUUUAACGCACUCCUGAAAUUUUAAAAAACUCACUGAAACAAAAUGGAAGGUUCUCUGGAAGAGGAGGAUGACAGCUUUACUAAUAUUUCCUUGGCUGAUGACUCAGCAGAGUACAUUUCUGAAGGACAAGAUUCACCAGUGGAUUGGAUCUGUUCAACGAUGAUGAAUGCGGAUAUGGAUGCUGUUGAGGCUGAAAAUCAAGUGGAAUUGGAAGAAAAAACACGACUUAUUAAUCAAGUUUUGGAACUCCAGCAUACACUUGAAGAUCUGUCUGCAAGAGUAGAUGCUGUUAAAGAAGAAAAUCUGAAACUGAAAUCAGAAAAUCAAGUUCUUGGACAAUAUAUAGAAAAUCUCAUGUCUGCCUCUAGUGUUUUUCAGACUACUGACACAAAAAGCAAACGAAAGUAAGCCACUGGUAACCCAUCUGUAACAUUGUAUUGCUGCUGCUUUCGUUUAAUUUUAAAAUUGCAUAUGGCUACAUGACUUAAGUUAGUUUGUAGCAUCAUUGAAUAUUUGAAGAUUUAUUGGCAGUGCUAGACAAUUUUAAAUGAACAACUGGGCAGUGCAAGUCUAUUGUGUUAGCUUUCAACAAUGUGCAGAGAUAGUGUAGAGGAAAUAUUUAUUACACAGUUUGAAGGCAAGAGUUUUCAACUCGGCUUUUAUGUUAGUCAAAACAUGUCAUAAGCUGCCAAGUACUUUAGAUAUCUUAAUUUUUACAGUGGUACUACUGUUCACUAGCAGAAUAAUACAGUGUUGUGUAGAGUGAUGUGAAAAUCCUUAUUUGGAAUGAGUUAUUUGCAUGACUUUCCCUGGGCUCCAAAAAAGUUGUAACACUCCUCUUCCUUCAUCUCCUCAAUGGCGUUCUACAUUCUUCUAGAUAAGACCACAAAAACUUAGCUUUUAAAUAUUACUUUGAAAGCAAGUGAAGGAUUUAAUAUUAUUACUUACCGGUAAUUGCUUGCAAAAUUGUGAAGGGUUGAAAAACCACUGCAAUACCUGCAUAACUUUUCAGAACUGAUAAGUUAACAUUAAAAAACCACACCCUGCUUUAAAUUAUAUUGCAAGGAAAGGGAGUCACAUCUUGGCCUUCAUUGUUUAGCAAUCUCUUAAAAGUGGCCUCCCCUAUUUACAAAAUAGCGAGUAGCAUGGUAAUUUAACUGCCAGAUGUAAUGGUCAUUAGUGGUACAAGCUCAACAGAAGUAUCUUUGUGAACAAUUAGUAGGUAUUUAAGAGUUUUCACUAACCAUGGAUGCAGUCUAUAGUUCUUUUUCUGCAUAAUCCUCAUUAACUGCUGCUAGCCUUUAGCUGACACAGAAUGUUCAGCCUUUCAGGAUUAGAAUACUUGGGGUUUUCAAAGCAUGAAGUGUGCCUUUGAAAUAUUAAAGAAAUAUUAGCAGUUGUUGGAGAAGGCACCAAGUUACUCUCAACCUAUGACAUAGCCAUUCAUUCUGCAUAGGCUCAACAAGGCUUACUUGGAUAUGCCAACGUAGUGGGAUGAGCAAGCGAAUUAAUCACUAUCAUGUAUGCAUAGCAGCAGUCUCGUGUCUGUGAAUGCACAUUACAUGAAGUGGAUAAAUUAUGACAACUUCAUACUUUUGAUAAAAUGUUGCUGUUGCCAGACAUCACAUGUUGACAGAUUAGGUAGUUCAGCUGGUAGGGGACUGUUUAUGUGGAAUAAAACAGUUUCUACUUGGGUCAGUUCUAGCUUUGUUUGGAAUCUUAUUGCUGCUUCCUUACUACUGGUUUAAGGGAAGAUUUCAUUUCUCACCUAAGCAACAGGUCACUUUUCUCUUUGUGGGGAGGCUGGCAUAUUGUCUGAGAUUAUAUGUCCAGUAGAAGUCUGAGCUCAUCACAGAAUAAUUCUUACCUUCAGGAUUCACUGUUAUAUAGCACAAGCUAAUAGUGUCUUUGCGUUCCAGCUGUCAGUAUUAUAAACAAUGGAACCUAAUUUGAGGCAUUAGAUUCUAACUAAAACAUCCCCAUCACUGGACAUACUUUAAUAGACAAAAGUAAAUUAAAGCCUUCUCUGGCAUAACAAGGGUUUAGAAUCUAGAGAGUGUAAAAACAUUCCUAAAACGAGUGUAGUGCAGGAUCAAGGCAAGAUAAAUUUAAACAGAUGAGUGUGAUGUCCACUCUAGGGAAGUGGCUUUUCAACUUGGCAUUUACACAUUGACUUGUUUGCCAAAUAACCUUUGUGCAUCUGACAUAGAAAUUGUUUUGGAGAGCAUUAUGGAACAUAUUUCAUGGUGCAUAAGCAAGCCUAGCUUGUGCUUGAGUCAAGCACUCCAUAUAAGCUACCUGUGACACACCUCUGUAGCUGUGCAUUGCAGAACUGGUAAACUGUCUUUUAAAGAAACUUGUCCACAUUAUGGCUUUUCUCAUUGAGGAAUCUGUGGCUGUUAGAACAUAAUUUGGAACACACCAUUCUACAGCCCUACCUAAAUUGUGAACUCUUUAGGUGGCAUGUGCCUGUUACAAUUUAGCCUUGAAGAGUGCCAAGGCUGGUGGUUUUAGUAUUAGGGUGGGUUGUAAACGAACUCAACUAAUGCAGAUCGCUCUAAUUUCAGCUCAGAAUUUACUUCCUCUUUCCCCCAACUCCUUACUGAGUUGGGGGGGAGGAGCUGGAAUAUGUAAGAAGCUGAG